AUGACACUCUCUGAUCGACUUCCUUGGGAUAGCGAUAAGCCGUUAAGCUUAUCUCAGUUACUAAAGCAGUCCAUGAAGGCUGUAGACACCAUUGUUUCCGAUCCUUCCGUGCUCGAUAAAAUGGCUACUCAUCUCAAUGGUCUUUUACGAGAAACGGAGCAGGAAUCGACACGGCAAAUCGAUCAAGCGUUGGAUUUAUUUGAUAAAUUGUUCCUGAAUGCAGAAAAAGCCAUGUCAUCUAACGCAGAUAAACAUGUGGUGUCCGUAUUAAGACAGCAGAUGUGUAGCUUUAUUGGGAUUACGCUUGGUGUAAAAGAAUUCUUGGACCAUCAACAGGAGCAACAGCAAGCUCCCAAUGUAGAAAUGAAUAGUGACGAUGAGGAUGAAGGAGUCAAAAAACUUUCUUUGAAUGCGGCUUAUGAGAGUCAUCAGAACAGAGCUUGGGGCGAAAACAAAUCUUAUUACGAGCAGAAUAACGUAGAUAUCUACGCUGCUGAAAAGGCCGAACAUGAAAAAUUGAAACAGCAGUUGGAAGAAGAUGAGAGAUACUACGAACGUAAACUUGCUGCCGAAGAAGAAGAAGAAGAAGAAGAAGAAGAAGAAGAUGAUGACGAUGAAGGCGACAACGACAACGAAGAAGAUGAAUAUGAAGACGAGGAGGUGGUUGUGGAUGAAGUUCAAAUCAGUUCCCGUGAGAUCGGUUCCCGGGAGAUAGUUUCGCGCGGCCUCGGUGACGAUGAUGGCUUCAAAGUUGUUACGCAUCGUCAAAAGAAAAAGAAGAAAGGCACAGUCAUUAGCACCAACUUUACUUACAGCAACUAUAGGAACAGAAAUGACAGAGACGACAAUAGCAGAAGACCGCCACCUCGUCACCGUAUACGCGUUCGAGAAUUCUGCCCUGACUAUUUGGAGCGCUUGCCAAGCGAAACAUUUUGCAUCCCUGUCUUUUUCCCUUCUGAAGAAAGUUAUGCUCUGUUCCAAUCUGCUUUGUCAACUGCUAAAGAAACUCUUUAUAUAUGCGUCUAUUCAAUGACUGACAAUGAUACCGCUGAUAUAUUGGUAGAUGCCAAAAAACGCGGAGUAGACGUCAGAGUGAUCACGGACAAUGACCAAAUGGAUGUAGCCAAAGGCUCAGAUGUAGUACGACUAAACGAGCAAUUCAAUAUCCCCUUCAAGCACGACAAUAGUGAACAAUUCAUGCACAACAAAUUUGCUGUGAUAGAUAAUAAAACGAUCAUCACAGGCAGUUUCAAUUGGUCCAUAGGUGCACGUUACAGGAAUAGAGAAAACAUCGUUGUUACAAACAUUCCAUCUGUGGUUCGAGCUUUCGCCGACGAAUUUCACAGGCUCUGGCAAAUCUAUUAG
Molecule: messenger RNA, 1365 nt
Organism: Mycotypha africana
Lineage: Eukaryota; Fungi; Mucoromycota; Mucoromycetes; Mucorales; Mycotyphaceae
Exons: 5
Coding region: 1-1365 (454 amino acids)
Biological process (GO): piRNA processing
Cellular component (GO): mitochondrion
Molecular function (GO): RNA endonuclease activity producing 5'-phosphomonoesters, hydrolytic mechanism
Source: RefSeq, a predicted model, not a curated record